Molecule: messenger RNA, 9538 nt
Organism: Anopheles coustani
Lineage: Eukaryota; Metazoa; Arthropoda; Insecta; Diptera; Culicidae
Gene: wge
Product: protein winged eye
Exons: 14
Coding region: 10-7938 (2642 amino acids)
Molecular function (GO): chromatin binding
Source: RefSeq, a predicted model, not a curated record
UGCAGAGGCAUGUUGGGCUCUACAGCUAAUGGUCGUUUAAUGGGCCCCGGUGUUGGUUCAUCAACGUCAAGCUCGUCCUCGUCGUCGUCGAUAUCUGCCGCUGCGGCCGCAGCCUCCGCCGCCGCCGCCGCUGCCGCUCUGCACUACCAGCAGCAGCAGCAGCUCGGCCCCCAUCAGUUUCCGGGUCUUCCACCACCGUCCCAUCAACAGCACCACCCCGCCCAUCACCAUCAAUCGCUGCAGCAGCAACAUUCCGCACUGCAUCCGUACCAUCAUCAUCGGAACAUAUGGCCCACGCUAACUGCAUCCAGUGGCAGAAGUGCAUUCGACCUGCCCACCAAUGGCGAAGUAACGGAAUCGUUAUUCGCGACCGGAGGGUAUAACACGCCACCAGCAAGCUCUCCGUUUCUUCCCUGUUCCCCACUGGAAUUGGUCGCCAAGAACUUCCACAGUUCCGGAGCUGGUCUCUCAUUCAGUCAAGCCAACAGCAGCAUCUUUGUACAAUCGCAGACCGAUUUCAUCAAUGGCACCACAGCGGUCGCGAAGAAAACCGAAACCUGCAUCGGACGGUGGGAGCAUGGCACCAUAGAACCGUUGCAGAUACAAGUACCAUCGAACGCACUGGUGCCAGCGACGGCGGCAGCCUCCGUUGGCAGCUUCGCACUCAACUCUCCCGAGAGCGUUAGUUCCGGCGGUCAGGUUCCGAUCCCGAGCUACAAGAAGCACCACCGGUACGCCAAAGGUCCGAAGGUGAAUAAGAACGGAGCGGACGAGAACGGCAAUCGCGACGCGUACCGUUUUCCGGGCUACGACAGCUACAACACACCCGAGGACGGCUACGACGAUCGUCUGUACGACGAAGCGUACGCCAAAAGAGACGUCCAAAAUCGCAGCCUCCAACGGCUGGCCGAUGACGUUAAGGCAAGCUCCUCCUCCAAUAAAUCAUCAUCCCCGUUAGAACGGCGGGGCGCUGAGGAAGAACCGGGUGCACGGCCGCGUCCGGCAUCGCCCACGACACCCUCCUCCCCGUCGGCGUACGGUCGGCUGAAGCGUAAGCUUCACUCGCUGCUCCUGGAAACGACACGGCUCGAGGAGCAGACGACGUCCUCCCCGCACGUCAUCAGCCACCAAUCGCUACUGCACCAAACGUCACACGCUCCACGGCAGCCAACCCCGCCGGGUCACUUCCCUCGCCAGCUCGAAGCGGCCACCGCGCCCGAGUUCCGCACUGCAGAGGAACCGUCGAGGCAUCACCGGACCGGGGAGAAGUACGGCACAUCGCCGGCGACAAGUACGACCGUUGCGGCACGCGACAACGCGACAGCGCCCUCUAGCGAGGCCGUCAAUCAUAGACCACGGCGGCGCUGGGCGGCCCUCCACUCGGCGCUCGUCAAAGCCAAGGCGGAAGCGGGCGGUGAAGCCGCUCCUCCCGAAAGCUCGAGCCAAAGGCCAAAGUCACCGGACGUCCGAGCGGCGCCACCGGCUGAACAGCGACUUCCGACGAAGAAGCGCCGAUUGCUAAAGUUCGAUCGCACGGACGAACCACCAUCCGCCACCAGCCGUGACACGGACACCAAGGCCGUUGUUCACAUCAAACGUGAACCUUGCCAAGUGUCCGAGGUGACGACAUCGAACAGCUUCGAGGCCACCACAAACGCGACGACCGCUCUGAAUGCCAUCAUAAAGCUCGAAGCGUCCUCCCCGAAGUCGGCCGGCAGUAGCACCGGCAGUAGUAGUGGCCACUUCGUGGCGUCCAGCUCCGCCCGGACCAGCAUACUGACCACCGGCGGCGGCAUCCUCAGCAGCGUCGCCGUCGGAGGCAGCGGCGCAGGAGGCGGUUCGAAUCCCGGCACCGGCGGGUCUCACCCGGUGCCACCACCCCCGCCACCGCCGCUCAGUGCCGCCACGAUGGACCAUCACCUCGGGUUAGCGUCGGCCGCCAACAACUCCGCCACCACCAGCCACCAGCAUCCGUCCGUCGGCGCGACGUCGGCCGCCAGCAUUCCGGUCGGCAUUGCCGUCGCCCGCCAGCGCCUUCAGGAGAGCUCCGCCGGCGCGGCCUCCCCGCAGCUGCACCAAACCAAAGAGCUGAACCGGUUCGGCAUCGGGCUGGCGGCAGCGGCCGCCGCUGUUGCCGCCGCCAACGGUGGCUCGAUCAACGGCACCAGCAGCACACCAGCGGAUCUAGGCUGCGCAACGCCGGGCUUAGGAAGCCAGAACAUGUUUUUCACCGGCACCAACUCCGGCACCAUGAUUCCGCUUUCGUCCGACGCGGUCACGAUGGGCGUGACCAACGCGGCCGUGCAGAAUGCCGUCCGCACGCCACCCGCCCUCUGGCAGUAUCCUGCGCCCCUGCCGAUGGAAUCGAUGCUUCCGAUGCCACCCUUGCCGCCCGUCGGCUUCCAGCUGGUGCGGGACCCGAGUGGCCAGAUUUUGUUCCUCCCGGCCGCGACCACCAUCGCCAAUCCGCCAAAUCUGCUAGAUAAAAUCUAUAUUUCUUGCAUAGAACCAUUCCAACAAGCGCUGGUGUGGCCCUCGUACCCGCAAUCGGCGGCGGCCAUGCAGCCGCCCCACCUCCUCCUGCCCCAGCUUCCGCAGCAGCAACUGCAGCCGCCUCCACUGGCUCCACUGCAGGUGCUCAACUCGGACUAUCUCUCCAGUACAACGCUGCACCAGCAACACACACAAACUCACCACAGUACACGCUAUCUUGCGCUAACGUCGUCGGAUUCGAGCGGUAAACGAUCGUCGGUCAGCGGCGGAAAGCAAUCCCAAAGCACGACCGGUUCGAGUUCCUCCACCACGUCGGGGUCCUGUGGUCAACCGACCAUCCCCAUGCCGAUACCCGCCUCGCAUGCAUUUAUCAAGAUUGAAGACUGCUCGACGAACGCCACCUCAACGCUGGGUGCUUCGAACAGCCCGAGCCAUCUGACGUCGAGUCUUUUCGGGACACUGAGUGAGCUGGACAAGACCACGUCGGGCUCGACGACAAACGCCGGAGGUCCGGGACACCAUCCCCAUCUGGCACUCUCCACGACGGCAGACCUAACGUCCCAGCUGUUGUUCCAACCUGGCAAUCUGAUCCAUAUCACCCCGCAUCAUCCCGGAAAGUCCCACCCCAGCGGUCACCCACUGUUGGACAGUUCGUCGGCAAAUGGCGUGCUUGGAUCAACCGUUGCGAAUCCCACCCCACCCCCAUCGGCACUUCCACCGCCCAUGACACCGGCCCUGAUCGGUUUGGGACAACUUGCACAUCCGAGUAACCCGACGCCGCAACAACAACAUUCAUCGUCGGAGCUGCCGGCAGCGACUUGCCUAACGCCUCCACCCGACACAACCACCAACAACGUGCACAGUCAGGUCGAGGCACACGACGGCGCGGAAGGGGACACGGCCGACGGGGAAGUUCUCGAGCCGCCCGAGGUACAGGAUGCCAACAUCCAAACCGACACGCCAGUGAUGAGUGAGGACGAGAGCACGCAACCGCCGUGCGGUACCGACUCCGAGGGGACGGUCCCUGACGCUCUGCCAAUGUCGACGGAAACGACCCUCACGGCGGCGUUCCAUGCGCUCGCCAGCGAGCAACCUCUGUGCCAUAGUACGCUUAUGAACAGCAGUGGCGAUUCCGCCAUCGAGCCGGACAUGUCCGCGUCGUCCGCAGCGCUCAACGCUACCAGCGCUUCCAACUGUGAUCAGGUCGACAUGGAGCUCGAGUCGACCGGGAAAAGUCCUGUGUCAAACCAGCCGCAGGGACCGGUACAGGUUGAGCCGGAGAAUCUCUCCCUCCCGAUGGUCUCGCCCAUUGGUAAUUGUGGACCGGUGGCGAUGCAACGACGGCUGCCUAAGUUGGAGCUCCACUCACCCACCCAGCCGAGCGCGCCAUCGACGAACGGUGUGGAGUCGACGAGUACCGUACCGACAGCGGCGACGGUGCGAAACGACAAGGAGCAACAGUCAGCCCCACAACUUCCCGCAACUUCCAACGGGGGUCCCUCGCAACAGGAGCACCCGGUAGAUCUCAGCGGACUGGAGCUGCUUUCGCACAGCAUCGAGGUGUUCCAGAAGAAGUCUUCCCUGAUCAAGAAGGAACCGAUCUCGCCCCAGCUGCCGCUCGAUCCGUCGCCAGCCAACCUUGUGCCAUUGCUACCGGCCGCCGGCCCACCGGCCGUGGUUUGUAGCGAGCUUCCGCUACCUACACCUGUGCCACUAACACCCGCCCUACCACCGUCCGUCCCGGAGGCAUUCCUGCGGACCGACGAACCGAUGGGAGGAUUAAAUCUACUCUGCGCUCUGGCCGAGCAGCGCUUCCAAGAGGAGGGAAUGUUCAAGAAGGACUCCCCAACGGCAUCAUCCGGGAGCUCGGGAAGCAGUACAAGCGGUAGUAGUAGUAGUAGUAUUAGUAGUAGCAGCAGCAACACGUCAACCAGUAGCCCAAGCAGCGGGUCCUCUGCACCAUCCUCGCCCAAUGAGGCGCUGGAGAAGAGCAUUACAAGCCCGCACGAGCUGAGCGGCGGUUCCUCGUCGCCGGCGGGUUCGCCACAGACGACGGUGAUGACGGUGACCGGUGCCAACGGGACGGCGGAGUUGGUCGUUUCGCGCAAACGCAAACACCACAAACAUUCCAAAGACUCGACCUCGGGCAAGAAGUCGGGCAAGAAAUCGAAGCACGAUAAGGAGCAACGGCGGGCGGAGAAGCGACGGAAGCACGGUGCGGAUGGUAGUGGCACCACGACCGACGGUGCGGACGGUGGUGAGCUGGACGCCGAGCUCAAGGAGAGCCUGUCGCGGGUGAAGGCGAAGCUGAAGAAGUGCAACUGCAAGGAUGCGGACGAGAAGGAUCACCGGUGCUGCCGCACCCAGUGGCCGACGGCGAACGAGCUGUUCAGCAAGAUCGAGUCGGACAUGAAGGAGCGCCUGGAGCGGAUCACGCGCCAGUGCGAGGAGAAAAAGCGCGAGCUGGAGCAGAUGAGUACGGCGGCGGUCGCGAAGGUGAAACCGAUGGCCAACAGCAGCAUGGUGCGCAUGCCGGAGAUGGGUAAGACCUACUUCGGAAGCUUCGGAGCGGUUGCGGCCGCCGGUGGGAUGUUGGGCGGUGGCGGGGGAACCGGUACCGGCGGAGGUCUACUCAGCUCGUUCGGUGGUGUUGCCGGCGGAGCCGGUAUGCUUGGCCAGGGAAUCGGUGGAGCAACGGCACUGGGUGGAGGGCAAAAGUUCAGCACGAUCCCCGCCCUAUCGCCCAACUUUUCGUCCUCCUCGAACUCGACCACGUUCGUGGAGCUGCCGAAGCUAAGCUCGGACACCGAUUCGAGCGGCAAGCGGGAGGACGACGAUGCCUGCUCGAUGGAGCGGCUUUCCUACUCGAAGCGCAAGGGUGGUAUCCCGAAGAAGCACGACGAACUGACGCUCACCGAGACGAUAGUGGCGAAGAAGCCGAAGAGUCUGGUCGGCUACAUUCUGGCGUCGAAGAACACGCGCGUCGCGGACAGCAACGUGAAAGACACGGCACACCAGAAGCAGCCGGAAAAGCAGCACCACAACCACUGGAGCCACGUGCUGCAUCAGCAGCAGGCAGGCCCGGUGACGCUGGGACUGGCCAAGCAGCACCCGUCGCAGCAGCAGCAUCCGCAUCACAUCAGCGAGUCCAAGUUCAAAAAGUCCCCGAUUCAUUCGUCCAAGUUCGAGAGCGCCACCAGCGACGACACGAGCAACCUCUCGGACAGUUCGCUGAAGGCGCAGAUGAAAAUGAAAUCGCCCGCCGGCGGUGGGGUGUUCGCGUUCGAGGACGAAAACAGUAAGCCCUCCGAGGCGGGCUUCUCGAUCUUCGGCGGCAAGCCGUCCAUCUUCGACAAGGUGAAGACGGGCGUCGCCGGGGGACCGCAGGUCGGUACGCUCGUCGGCAUGAAAGUAUCCCCGGUCAAAGCGGCCGUCGUAACGCCGUUGAUGAAGCCACACCAUCUGCCGGCGUGUGGAACGCCUCCGAUUGCCCACGGAAGCGUGCCGCCGAUGAAGCGGAAGAAAUCGCGCAGCAAGGACCGGAAGCGGCGCAGCUCGGAGAAGAAACGGAUCGACCAACGGUGCCUGCUGACCAGCGAGCACCUUGGCAAGGACAAAACGCGUGUCCUCACCGCGAUGGGCGGCUUGUUUUACGCCGGAUGUCUAAGCGCCGUGCAACCGCCGGACAUUUACGCCGUCACGCUGGACGGUGAACGUGGCAACCGGCCUCACAUAAUGUCGCGCGAGGAAGUUCUUCGGGAUGCGAUCUUGGAAGUGGCACCAAAAACGGUAGAUGAAAUAAUCCCCGGCACGCGGCUUUGCGCCUACUGGAGCCAGCAGUACCGCUGCCUCUAUCCUGGUGUGGCGGCCGAACCUGCCUCUCCCGAUCCGGAGAAGCGCUUCGUCAACGUCGAGUUCGAUGACGGAGACAACGGCAAGAUCGCCCUCGAGGACAUCCGCUUUCUGAUGAGCGAUUAUCCGAUAGUCGAAUACGAUCCCAAUCCUCUUCUAUCGCUAGGCAAGCGUAAGCGCCAGUCAAGCCAUUCCGAUCCGUGCGCCCAGAUCGGAACGCUCGGUCCGGCAUCGAUGGGAACGCACGCCGCAUCGGCGGCUAGUCACUCCACCACCGGCAGUUCCCAUUCCGCUGGUAGCACCGGCACCUCACCGUCGAUGGCGGCAACGGCAACGGCCAUCACAACGCCCUUGACGGCGACCGUAACACCGAUGAUUUCCCCGCUGGCCGGCGGCUCGACCAUCAAUAGCUUCGCCCUGGCGACGGAGCGUGCGGAAAAGCGCCUGCACGAUGAAGCGUAUCGCGAGGAACGGCGUCGGUUGAAGAAAAUCCGCAAGGAUAAGCUGCGCCGGUUGGCAGCGAACAAUGCCGAACUAGCCACCGUCGUCGCGAGUGGGCCCUCCGUUGGUAGUGGUGGUGUUGGUGGUGGAUCUUCGUCGUCGCACAAGCACAAGAAGUCCAAGUCGAAGUGCUACGACGAGUUCUGCAAGCACCGGAAGCACAAGAAGCGGCGAAAGCAUAAAAAGCAUCACCGGGAAGCGGCCAGCCCCUCGGAGGUACCUUCGUCACCGGACGGUGCAGGGAUCGCCGGCUCGAUGGAUGAUGAUAUUUCCCAAGGGGACAGUGCAUCGCAGACCGCCGGACACUACAGCCCCCAGCCGGCCAUCAUCAGCGCUUCCGAUACCGCCAACCCUACCGCGGAGAAAGAGGACACCCUCACGGAGGAAGAAGUGAGCUCCUCGGUGACGGAAAGCUCCGGAUCGUACUACCAACCGCAGAAAAAGUCCUCCCCUGGGGAGAGGAAGCCGUCGGCCGAGCAAAACGGAAGUAAGAUCGCCGCCUUCCUGCCGGCUCGUCAGCUGUGGGCCUGGUGUGGCAAGGGCUAUCGCCGUUCGGCCGGGCGCGUCAAGAAGCAGUUCUACAAAUCGAUCCAGCGGGGCAAGGAAACAAUUUCGGUUGGUGACUCUGCGGUGUUCCUCUCCACGGGACGUCCCGACCGGCCGUACAUCGGUCACAUCGAGUCGAUGUGGGAAACGUCCACGAACAAUAUGGUGGUACGGGUGAAGUGGUUCUACCAUCCCGAGGAGACGCAAGAUUGCCCUAAUCUGAAGUAUCCGGGUGCUCUGUUCCAGUCGCCCCACGAGGACGAAAACGACGUGCAGACGAUAUCGCACAAGUGCGAGGUGUUGGCCCUGCGCGAGUACACCGCCAAGUUCGGGGCCGAUCCGAAGCAGUACAGUUCGAUCUACGACAACAACGAUACGUACUAUCUGGCCGGGUACUACGACCCGACGGUGAUGACAAUCAAAAUGCAGCCGGAAAUUGAAAUACUUCCCCCGAACGAGAAGUGGAUCAAGUCGGUGCCGGUGGUCGGGGGAUCCAAAGGAAGCAAUAGCGUCGUUGGUGGAGGCCCGAACGGUGCGUCCGCGUAAGCGUAACAAAAACCAAAUCAGUGCGUGUUUGAGGGAAAAGCUAUCAAGAAGCUGUCCUGCUGUUCGUUAUUAUCAACAGAUGAUCUUAUAGGGGCUCUACAAGAGCGAAUGUCGCAAUGAAUGUGGAAGAAGAGAAUCCGAAAACUACAAAUCAAUCUAGAGGAACACUUUCGAAAAGUGGGCAGUAAGUCAACCGUAGCGAUGUAAGUGUAGGUUGUGUAAGGGAACUUAACGUAAAACGGCAACGGCAACGAUCUUCGAAUACAAUUUGAAGGCACUAGGUGUGUAGUAGGUAAGUGUAAAUAAGCUGCUGUAGAUUCCCCGAGGCCGCAAGGAAACGAUUCCUUUCAUUCGAUUUAAGACAAGCAGUCCGGUUAGGAUGAACUGUACAAAUCUAGUAGGCGAUAGGUGCAUAGGGAGCUAACAAACAAAUCGAACAACAACACCCAAUUGUGACCGCUAUAUCAAUCAAACCCAAGUUAGUGUCUAUAUUUAUAACCCCCCCCCCACGUAGGACUUAAAAGUAUUCGCAGCAGUUUGAAGCAGAGAGAAGUGAAAAAUGUACGCGACUGAAUCUAAUAGUCUUACUUCGACAGACAUGUUUUAACCAACUUUGAAAUACCGUGCAAACUAUAAAAGGUUCCUAAAAACAACGCCCCAAAAUGUAAAUGGGAACGAUAAUAUUGUGCACCCAGAAGCUAAAAAGAAGAAUUCGAGAAAAAAAUGUGCGGAAGAGAGGAACAUUAUAUUUUUCUACACGAUUUGAUAUUUAUACAGACACAUCAAUGGCCAAUCUUGUGGAAACCGGUACGACGGAUGAACAUUGUAUCCCCUACCACGAAAUUAAGGUGUGUGUUUCCGGAGUUAUUGUACGUGGUCGGUUGGCUGGUGGUUUUCCGGAUGUAGAUGAUAGUUUAGGCCGAACGAAGCAAAACAAAAGAAAAACAGCAAUUAAGGCAAAGUUUUUGGACGAAGAGCUUUUUUGGGAGAAAUGAUAAAUACCUCUGCUAUACACAAAUUUGCAAUCAACAAAAAAGGAAUAAUCUAAAAUUAUCUAAAACAAAGCAAAACUACGAGAACACUUUACUGGUCGAGACAAAAUUAAACGAAAACAAAAAGAAUACCCCUAUACAGUAGGGCAGACAAAAUUUAUACCACCAAUAUAUAUAUUUUUUGGCGCAAUGAGUGAAGAAGUGGGCUAUCAAGAACCACGUCAAAAUCAAGGCUGUUGCUUAGAAUAAAAGUGCAAUAUUUGAGAUUAAGAGACUCCCCCCGGCGGAGGGGGGACCUGAAAGCAAUUACGAUAAAAUGGGCAUGGGAAGGUGCAUGCGUUGGGUGUACAUUUAAAGAGGCCCUGUGUUCAAAUAUUGACUAAUACGACCAGCGUUGUUUCGGAACAAUUUCGGCAAUAUUUAGAGUUUCGUUUAUUGAGGAAAAAACAGAAGCAAAAUAAGCAGAACAAAGGAAAUCAAAACGGAUCAACCUACAACGGAAAUAGCCAGCCACAAGAAAUAGAAAAUCAAACGGAAACCGGUUAUAAAUAACAAUUACAUACUUCAAUUACACAUGCAAUAGACUUUUUCAGAACUAAAUAGAUGCU